AUGGCAAAGGCAAAGCCCGCACAGCAGAGCUCGUUCGGCAAGUGGCCGAUUAUCGGCGCCGUCCUCAUCGCGCUGUACGCGCUAUGCUCGUUCCUGGACUCGAACGUGCACAAGUUCUACGCCAUGACGCCGGAGGCGCUCAACAACGCCGUGCAGACUUCGCUCUCCGCCUCUCGCGCUGCCGGACAGGACAAGAACGCGACGUACGUCGUCGACACUCUCCUCAGCAACCUCGUCAAGACGUACCCCGAGCUCGACCUGCAGACCGACUUCCGCAACCCCCGCGAGUGGGUGUUCAACAAUGCCGGUGGUGCCAUGGGGUCAAUGUACAUCAUCCACGCGUCGAUUACUGAGUACCUCAUCAUUUUCGGUUCAGCCGUCGGCACCGAGGGCCACACCGGCCGCCACACUGCCGACGACUACUUCCACAUCCUGACUGGCCAGCAGCGCUGCUACGCCGCCGGCGACCUCGCGCCGCUCAUCUACAACCCCGGCGACGUCAACCUGAUGCCCCGCGGCGUCGUUCGCCAGUACUGGAUGGACGGCGAGACGUGGGCGCUCGAGUAUGCUGCCGGUUGGAUCCCGCCCAUGCUCCCCUUCGGACUGGCCGACAUGCUGUCCUCGACGCUCGACUACAUCAGCUUCUACCACACGUGUCGGAUCACCGCGCGCGAGAUGGUCAAGAACCUGCUGCGUGGUAAGAUCUAG
Messenger RNA from Cutaneotrichosporon cavernicola, 708 nucleotides. RefSeq lists its product as uncharacterized. The transcript has 3 exons. Gene Ontology annotation, cellular component: endoplasmic reticulum. Lineage: Eukaryota; Fungi; Basidiomycota; Tremellomycetes; Trichosporonales; Trichosporonaceae. The record is from RefSeq and is a predicted model, not a curated record. The coding region runs from base 1 to 708 and encodes 235 amino acids. Gene Ontology annotation, biological process: ergosterol biosynthetic process.